Blepharisma stoltei is the source of this 534-nucleotide messenger RNA. The record is from the annotation of a GenBank genome assembly. NCBI's taxonomy places the organism in Eukaryota, Ciliophora, Heterotrichea, Heterotrichida, Blepharismidae.
AUGAAAUAUUUGAAGAUGAUGAUCCAGGGUUUGCUGAUACUAGUAUUUCCGAAACUAAAGACUUUAGCUACACAAAAGAGGACCUUAAAUGAUGAAGAAUGAUAUGGUGUAGACGGAGAUAUUAUUGAUGCAGACGGAAAGGAGGAGAAAAAUAAUGGAAUUGAAUGAAAAAUAAAUGAAAUUGAAUGAAAUAAGUUGAAAUCUGAUGAGAAUGAGUGCCACCAAAAGAAAAUUCAGGCUCAGAUUGGAAGGAAAAUUUGCCGCGAAAAAAGGGAUGUAAGAGAAUUCAAAAAUAAAUAUGGCGGGCUGAAAAAGAAAUGAUUCAGUCAAGUUAAGGAAACCAAUAAGUGAUGAAGGAGAUCUGAAGCUAAAGAAAUUAAAGAGAAAAUGAAAAUGAAGAAGUGCCAGAUACUUAAAGUAAAUGCUGCAGCAAAGAAUUUUAUAAAAAUUACUGAUAGAAAUUUGAAUUUAGUGGAUUUUGUGCUGGAUUCUUGAAAAUACGAAGAAGAAGGGAAAAAAGCGAGUUGAAAUUAA